Glarea lozoyensis ATCC 20868 is the source of this 828-nucleotide messenger RNA. RefSeq lists its product as uncharacterized. The record is from RefSeq and is a predicted model, not a curated record. NCBI's taxonomy places the organism in Eukaryota, Fungi, Ascomycota, Leotiomycetes, Helotiales, Helotiaceae. Bases 1 to 828 code for a protein of 275 amino acids. The transcript is spliced from 4 exons.
AUGGAACAUACAUCUGCGAAACCAUUGUCUUCAAACGACAGAGCAAAUACCCGGGAUAUGAACUACAAGCCGACAUGGACGACAAGCGAAUACAGUAACGGGACAAGCUUUACAGUGAUCCGAAGGUUGCUCACACACAGCAAAAGUCUACAGAGUGGAACAACAGAACUUCACCGACGUGACAGCGGCGAGCUCUUGGACAGACGCAUAUUGCCAGGCUACAUCGCGAGCAGUACACCACCGUGGGUGAACAAUUGGGAGCAGUCGAAGGAGAAGUGGCUUUCCGCGAAGGAACAGCAUCUAGCAAACUACGAGUUAUAUCGUCGGCAACAGCGUCGGCAACGUUUCAAGAUUCUACCAAGGGAUGCACUUCAGAAAUACAACGAGCGGCCGGAGAGAGCAUCGAGACUCCCAGCAGAUCCAAGAGAUCCAGUGGUAGGAGCUCUACCCCGAAAUCAUGAGGAGCUUCAAUCUUUGAGAUGGAAACUCGCAGAGCAUUUGCCAGCAUGGAUUGAUGAGCAGGCACAAGCAGAGACGCGUCACUGCGUGCAUGCCGCAUCAAUCAGAAGCAAAGCGCUUCAGCAACAAGAAGAUGAAAAUACAGUCCCGCAGAUACAGGCAAUGCAAUGCAGAGAAGAGGACACAAACGAUCAGGUCCAGCGAGAAACGGAUGAGCACACAGGGGGAGGUAACCAACAAGCGGCAGUAACUAUAAAAGAGGGCGCUGUCAUGGAACAGUACCAAAACAAGGUUUUCGACGCUCUUCUCGAUGAAUCAGCUGUGAUGAAGAACAGGAAUUCCUUAGGAGGAGUCUACAUAGCGAUAUAA